GUGGCCCCCACAUGGUACAGCGGGAUAUUGCCUCUUUAGCAAAUUUACCGAAAGGCCCCUCCCCCCUCCCGGCUGUGAAGGCUGUGUGAUCUCAUCUGUGUUUUCUGAUCUGAAUGACUGAAAAAAACCCCCGAAAAAAAAAACGGAAGAGAUGAUUCGGGCAGUGAUGGUGAUAAACACGCAGGGAAAGCCUCGGCUUGCCAAGUUCUACGAAUUUCAGUUUUUGAGGUCAGCCUGUGGAGAAGCAACAGGAGCUUAUACGCAGCGUCUAUGGAGGUUCUCUUGCUCUCUCUACUUGUUAUCCAGCAGAGCUGAGAAUGUGAGCAAUUUCGUGGAUGCUGAGUCUAUUUUCGGCCCGGAUACUCGCCUUGUGUACAAGCACUUUGCAACUUUGUACUUUGUCUUUGUAUUUGAUAGCUCUGAAAACGAGCUUGCCAUGCUCGACCUCAUACAAGUUUUUGUGGAAACCCUGGACAAAUGCUUCAAAAAUGUGUGCGAGCUUGAUGUCGUGCUCAAUUACAGCAAGAUGCAUACAGUAAUGGAUGAGAUCAUUUUUGGAGGGCAAGUGCUGGAAACAAGUUCAACUGAAGUUAUGAAAGCCGUUGAAGAAAUCUCGAAGUUAGAAACAGCCUCAAAUGCCAUCUCACUGGUCCCAAAAUCUGUUUCUGCCUGGCGGAGCCGAUAGUAUGCAGUUUUGAGUGAUUUGUUAUCAGAACCUCCAAGUUUCUCUGAUAGGAGUUUGUGAAGAUUUUGGAUGCUUAAUGGAAGGCAAUUUUAAUUGAGAAUUUCCAUAAUUUUAAUGAAAA
Molecule: messenger RNA, 806 nt
Organism: Prunus avium (sweet cherry)
Lineage: Eukaryota; Viridiplantae; Streptophyta; Magnoliopsida; Rosales; Rosaceae
Source: RefSeq, a predicted model, not a curated record